CGUCAGGAAGAAAACAAGAGGCAAUACCGGUACGAAACGCCACGACGCAGAAGCACCUGAAAAGAAGACACGAGGACAAUGCUGGCAAUGGCAAGAUACUGACUCACAAUUUCCUACUGCCUCAGAAGCCUUUGCCAGAUAGCCAUACUGUAGGUGCGAGGUGGUGGUUCAUUUACGUUGGCUCGUUGGAACAGUCCAGUAUCAUUACAGUACUUUGGGUAACCAAACCAAGUCAUAGAUACCUUCGAAAAAGAAAAGUUUUUGAUUGCAAACGCCACACAGAAAAACUACAAUGAGAUUUCAUUUGCAGGCUCUGGGAUUCCUCCUGUUGCAGGAGCCAACCGGUGCCUUUGUGGCUCCGAUGGCCGCAACAAAGAGGCAGCAGACGGCGAUAUUUUCAUCAUCUUCCCGCGAAGCCAGUGACAUGCUACGAGAUAUGCGAGAAGAGUUGUCCCGUAAUGAAGAAGCCAAUUUGGUCAUGCAGGCAUUGCGUGGACAAAAUCUCAACGACGAUGAUUCUGCCGUGGCUGGAUUGGAAAUGCGGCUCGUGGACAUUGGGGGGAAGGAAGAUGAUCGAUUGCCCUACGAAUACGAUCCGAUAUUUUUGCAAGACUUCUUUGGGAAGAGACCGGGAGCUGUGGUGACGAGGUUCUUUCAACUAUCCACCGUGUUGGGAGGAUUCGCAUUCAAAACUAUACUCGACAAUCUUUUCAACAGAUUAGAGGGGAACCCAGAUUUGGAGAUUAAGAGAGCAGCGGAACUGCGCGACAAGAUCACUUCGUUGGGACCAUUUUAUAUCAAGAUUGGACAAGCUCUCUCUAUUAGACCUGACAUUCUGUCUCCCAGAAGCAUGGUGGAGUUGCAGAAACUCUGUGACAAGGUACCUUCCUACGAUUCCAAGGUAGCAUUUGCCACUAUUGAGCGAGAACUUGGAAAACCAGUGGAAGAAAUCUUCAGUGAGAUCACCCCUGAACCCGUGGCUGCCGCGUCAUUGGGACAGGUCUACAAGGCCAAACUCAGGGCCACAGGCGAGACGGUUGCCGUCAAGGUGCAAAGACCUAACGUCCUGGAAACUGUAUCGUUGGAUCUCUACUUGGCCAGGGAAAUUGGGCUACUCGCGAGAAACUUUCCUGACUUGUCAAGCAGGAUCGACGUGGUCGCUCUCUUGGACGAAUUUGCCUAUCGCUUCUACCAAGAGUUAGACUACAACCUCGAAUGUGAAAAUGGAAUUAGAAUCAAGGAGUACAUGAACGUCUUGCCCAUGGUCAAGAUCCCAGAGAACUACCCCGAAUACACUGCACGACGAGUGCAUGUUGCGGAGUGGGUAGACGGUGAAAAACUCAGUCAGAGCAAGGCCGAUGAUGUGGGAGCGUUGGUAAACUUGGGUGUAAUCACCUACCUCAGUCAACUCUUGGAGUCAGGCUUUUUCCAUGCCGAUCCCCAUCCCGGUAACAUGCUUCGAACGGACGAUGGAAAGCUGUGUAUCUUGGAUUUCGGAUUGAUGACGGAGAUCACUGACGAUCAAAAGUAUGGCAUGAUCGAAGCCAUUGCACAUUUGAUCAACCGUGACUACACUGAAAUCGGUCAAGAUUUCAAAAACUUGGACUUUAUCCCACCGGAUACAGAUACUACGCCCAUCGUUCCUGCCUUGACCAAAGUGUUUGACGUUGCCUUGGCUGGAGGUGGUGCCAAGAGUAUCAACUUUCAGGAACUUGCGGCGGACCUGGCUGAGAUCACAUUUGAGUUCCCCUUUCGAAUCCCACCGUACUUUGCCCUCGUCAUUCGAGCCAUCUCUGUGCUAGAGGGUAUUGCAUUGGUUGGACAACCUGACUUUGCGAUUGUUGACGAAGCCUUCCCCUACAUUGCUCGGCGACUACUUACAGAUAAGUCACCCCGACUUCGAGCUGCACUCCGGUAUAUGGUGUACGGCCGCGAAGGAGAAUUUGACGCUGAGAAGUUGAUUGAUCUUCUUCAAGCCUUGGAGAAGUUCAGUGCUGUGCGUGACGAUGGAGAUGGAACUUCAUUCAAGGUGAACGGCGUGAGAGGCAACCGCGUGGUUGGCAAAGCCGGUGACUUCAGGGGAUCACAGAUAGUUGAUACAUCCGAACGCGACACGGAUAUCGACGGUGGCCGCUUCCGAGUGUCAACUGUAACAGACGGGCUCCCGGUGCUCACGGGUGGUGGUGGAAACAAUGGCAAGAAUGACGAUGACGAGAAUUCCACUCGAGAAGCACUACUCUUCUUUUUCGGUCCGGAAGGAGAAGUCUUUAGAGAGUUCAUGCUGGAAGAGAUUGUGACUGUGGUGGAUGCAUCCAGCCGACAAGCGCUUCGGGAGCUUGUGUCGCGAAUCGGCCUUGGAGGCGUUCCAGUUCCAUCGCUGUUCAAAGCAUUGAAUCCCAAGCUAAGUGAUGAUGACCGCCGUAUGGUAAAUCAGAUUGGAAAGCUUGUUCAGUUCUUGCUCGGAGACUUUGAAGGGGCGAUUGAGCCGGAAUCCGGUCGUCGCAGCGUUGACACGGAUCGUCUGAGGAAACUCGUCCCUGUGGCACGAGAGUUUGCACCCCAACUUCGUGCAUUCGGUACAUUGUUGGUAGCUCGCUUGACAGAGAAGAGCCUGUCACGUGGCCUCACUUGGGCAUCAAAGCGACUGGCUCCAUCUUCGUCCAGAACGUUUUCAGCUAGGCUGCAAGAGCAAACGUAAACCCAAUAUAAAGAUGCCAGUAAAGAAAUCACAUGCCAUUCUCUUGAAAUUCGCUUCAUCUCUCAAAACACACAUAUGAUCUCUCAAACUACUAGCUAGUACGAGUAGGGAUAACGAGUACAGUAGUAUCACACAUUCUCAAA
Seminavis robusta is the source of this 2841-nucleotide messenger RNA. NCBI's taxonomy places the organism in Eukaryota, Bacillariophyta, Bacillariophyceae, Naviculales, Naviculaceae. The record is from the annotation of a GenBank genome assembly.